Molecule: messenger RNA, 683 nt
Organism: Eurypyga helias (sunbittern)
Lineage: Eukaryota; Metazoa; Chordata; Aves; Eurypygiformes; Eurypygidae
Gene: MANSC4
Product: MANSC domain containing 4
Exons: 1
Source: RefSeq, a predicted model, not a curated record
GGAUUGAUCCAGAUCUUCUUAUUUUUGAAAGACUGACACCCAAAGAGCCAAAUACUCACUCAUCUAUUCAAUAUGAAAGGCAAAACAGCACAAGGACCACUGACUGGGAGAGAUGUCAACAUCAUGAUGCCACAUCAAGUUCUCUUCUGCUCCAAGCUCCAUCUACUAGCACUAGCCGGGGCUUAACAGCGAACACCUACACCUCCAGCACAAGCCUGAUGGUCCAAAAAACGGAAGUUACUACUUAUUCCAGUUCGGAAACCUUCCUACUGGAUGAUCAUUUUGCUAAGAGGACAAGCACAACUUCAGUAAGCACUAGGUCAAUCACCAGCUCAGACAAAAAGACUGUACGCUCAACUUCGAUACCCAAGUCUGCCGAGGUAUCAUCCCACAUGCACACUCCUCCUCGUCUGAACAGCAGUAAGCAACACUUAAAUGAAACCAAAGGCUAUAGUGGUAGGAAUUACACUUCAGAUAAUGAGGUGCCUGCUUGGGAAGCUGCGGCUUUGGGUGUCUGGUUGAUUCCUGUUGUGCUUUGCUCUUCUCUCAUCUUCCUUUGCUGCUGUACGGUUGCUUUCACAGCAGGGUGUUGCAGAAAUAGAAGAGGUCAGUAUAAGCCCAUAAGGAGAACAAUAAUGUCGAGACGAUUCACAAAAUGUACUACUGUCAAAGGUAAUUUGUAA